AUGGCUUCUUCCAAGCAAAGCACCAUCAUCGUCACAGGAGGCACCGGGAAAACCGGUUCCUGCGUCACCGACCUCCUCGUCGCCAGUGGCGUCCCCCACAUCGUCGCGACCCGGUCCAGCGGCUCGGCAGACCAACUCAACAGCGCAGAGUUCGACUGGAUGGACGAGACGACGUGGGACAAUCCGUUCGCCGCCGCCGCCGCCGCCGCCGGCACAGACACGAGCAGCCCGCCACCCGCAACGACGGUGUUCCUGGUGGCGCCGCCUGUGUUUCACAGCAGCCUCAUCAUGAACGCCUUCAUCGACCGGGUGCGCAGCAGGCAUGGCGUCAAGAGGUUUGUGCUGCUGGCGUCGACGGCUGUGGAGGCGGGCGGUCCUGCGUUUGGGGGCACGAUGGCGCGUCUUGCUGAGCUGGGCGGCAAGGGGGAGAUUGAGUUUGCUGUGCUGCGGCCUUCUUGGUUUCAGGACAACUGGUCUGAGCAGAAUAACCUGCGCAAGCCCAUCAAAGAAGAGGGAAAAUCAUACUCCGCCACCGGCGACGGCAAGAUCCCUUGGGUGUCCAAGUAUGACAUCGCAGGGUGCGCAUUCCAUGCACUGACGGAUGAGAAGCCUGUCAAUGGAGAUGUGAUCAUCCUGGGGCCCGAGUUGCUAUCAUAUGCGGACGUGAUCACGGUGGAGAUGAAUGUGGCUUUGCUGAUCAAUAGCCCUGAUGGACAGUGCGCCAACAUCAUUGCCGAUGUCACGGGCAAGAAGGUCGUCCAUGUCGACCUGACGGGUGACGAGCUUGUGGCGCGACACGUGCAGAACCUCGGACUGCCAGAGGAAUACGCCAGGAUCAUGGCCGGGAUGGAUGAGGCCAUCAAGCAUGGCUCCGAGGAGAAGCUGAAUGAUGUCGUGCAGAGCAUGACGGGGAAGAAGCCAAGGACUUUUAGGGAAUUCGCCGAGGCCAACAAGGCUGUCUGGCUGUGA
Molecule: messenger RNA, 969 nt
Organism: Cryphonectria parasitica EP155
Lineage: Eukaryota; Fungi; Ascomycota; Sordariomycetes; Diaporthales; Cryphonectriaceae
Product: NAD(P)-binding protein
Exons: 3
Coding region: 1-969 (322 amino acids)
Source: RefSeq, a predicted model, not a curated record